Closterium sp. NIES-65 is the source of this 672-nucleotide messenger RNA. Lineage: Eukaryota; Viridiplantae; Streptophyta; Zygnematophyceae; Desmidiales; Closteriaceae. The record is from the annotation of a GenBank genome assembly.
AUGAUUUUGCGGAAGUCGCGAAGGGGUAUGAGAGGUGGGGUGUCAGUGGCGUGGCUGGGCACCCAGUCAGGGACCACCACCACUGGGACCACCACCACCGGCACCACCACCCCUCCCAGCACCAACCCUCCCAGUACCAUUGGAAGCACCGCCGGUAGCACCACCCCCACUGGCAGCACCACUGGCACCACCACCCCUGGCAGCACCACUGAUCCUGCCUGUGAGGCGUUGGGCUGUGAGCCUGGUGGCAAAUGCGAGGUGGAUCAAAACGGAGAGCGCUACUGCAAGUGGGCCUCAACCCCCCACAAGGAAUUGCACUCACAUACCACACUGCACCCAUCCCCAUCCCACCCCAGAGACUCACCCUGUGGCACGUGUCCCUCUGGAGCCACCUGCAAGACCGUGCCUGGGACGGAUUUCCCUCAGCUGCAGGUGCCUUACUGCGAGUGCCCUCAAGGCUUUGGAAUGACCGCCACUGAAUGUGUUGCGGGCUUUGGGAUGAUCGCCACUGAAUGUGUUGCGGGUGAGAUUCUGCACCCUCCUCACUCCCUCCACUCUCUCCUCUCCUCACUCCCCCACUCUCUCAUCUCCCUACUCGCCCCACUCUCUUAUCUCCCCACUCUCUCUCCAUCCCCCCUGCUUCACCUCUCCUCACUCUCAAACGUUGGCUGA